AUGGAGCACCUCUUCCCGUACCCGAAGAUGGGGACGUCGUUCCUCGAAGUCCUCCACGACACGCUGACCCGCAAGUUACUCGGCUUUGAUGCCACCCACGCAGAACCCACGCCCUUCAUCAGCGGCGUCACCUCGAGGCUGAAGUUCGUGCUCAGCGACGCGACGCAGCAGCUCUCGAUCCUGAAGAUCGGAUAUACGGCGCUCGAGGCGUUUCUGCAAGCCAACUGCACGGGACCGCCUCUCGACUUCGACCCGGAAGAAGUCAUCUUUCCGGAGACGUACCGCCGAGGGGAGGGCGUGGCAGUGCUCAGGGAGGGGUUGUUCCAGCACCUUUCCGUGGACGGCUGUCGCCCAUACGCCCUGACGCCGCAUAUUGAGCUGUUCUGGCUCGCCAAGGUCAUCAUGUCGACGACCACGCUGGCCGAGGCGGGUUUCAACGGGCGGAGAGCGCGCAUGCGGGUCAACUUCUGGCACCAGAAAUUACUGUCGGAGGAGUCCCCCAGUCUCCGAGACGUCAUCUACUCGGACGCGGGCGUCCUGGAACAGCAGCUCUCUGCGCGGCUGGCCUUUGGCGGGUCCGCCGCCGAGGAACAUUACGUCGAGUUCAUGGUCGAGCGCGCCGUCAUCCAGACGUAUUAUGGAGAUGAUGCGCUGGCCAGGACAGACCUCGCCAGGGCGGCGUCGACUCGCGAUUUUCACUUCGUUCUGACUGGUGCGUUGGGCAAGAGGACGAAGUUCCAGGAGAACGAUACCAGUCAGCUCGUCGUGCUGGCGAAGAGUAGAGACCAUGAACCGGAGCCGUACAGCAGUCGAAAGAACAGUAAGGCCGAGAGUCACGGACUCGCGGACGCUGAAACAGCAUCGUCCUCAUUAUCUCUACCUCUACCCCAACGAACAAUGACACCGAUAUCGAUAUCGACAUCGACUUCGACAAAAAACCAGCAGGAACCUACAUCUCCACAGGGCAACCGGCCCAUUCAACCCGAAAAUGUCCUACUCAACGACGAUACGCUUCUCGAGCGCAUCCACUUCAAGACGACCGCCGAGCCGUCAGCAUCCUCGCCGCUCUCUCCGUCCGUGUCUGUAGACACCAUGACGCACGUCGCUUCCUCCCAGUCGUCCUUGCCACCAGAGCUCGCGGCGCUCGACCCGGCAGAUCAACCGCUCCUCUUCCCCAUGGACAGCGCCAUCCUCCUCGCCACGGCCAGCAGCAUCACCAACACCUCGCCGGAAGACGGUCUGGUGCGCGAAGAAACACUCCCCUACGCCACGAGGGUCCUGGACGGCGGCUCGUCCAAUUGGCAGGUCUAUACGCAGGCUUUGCUCGUUCGCAGCCGCAUAGAAGGCUAUCGCGCCAGAACGGCGGAGCGGGGCCUUCUACAGCUGCAAGCGCUGGUCGACCAAGUCAUUGCCGAGACGUCGCAGAGCGUUCCGCCCUCGAAAGCAGAGUCAAGCGAGUCAAACGAGUCAAACGAUACAACGUCCACCACUGCGAGCACAGGAACCAGUACAUUCCUACCGAAGCCCAAACCCUCGGAGUCUGCCUCCGUGGCUGAACGCCUCAAGUACAUCUACCAGCUCUCGCCGCCCCUCCGGUGGGAGCUCGAGGCGGAACUCGCCCAACGCUGGACGUCGAUGGGCGGUCUCAAAACCGCGCUGGAGAUCUACACGCGCCUGCAAAUGCACGCCGAAGUGGCAUUGUGUCUCGCGGCCACGGACCAAGAAGCCAAGGCCGUGGAACUGCUCAAGAAUCUUCUCUUCACCGACGACAACAGCAAUAGCAGCACCACCACCACCACCGCUGCACAAGAAACGGUCGCGCCAGGUAAAGAGAAGCUCAGAUCACCACCACCAGCAGAUGCGCCACGCCUGCUCUGUAUCUUAGGCGACAUCGUCUCCCAGCCAGACUACUACGCCCUUUCAUGGACGGUUUCGUCGUCCCGGUACGCCCGCGCCCAACGCUCUCUGGGCCGGUACUUCCUGACGAAGCAACGCGACUACCAGCGCGCAGCCGAGGCGUAUCGUCUCGCCCUGAGAAUCUCUCGCCUCGACCGAGCGAGUUGGUUCUCUCUGGGCUGCAUCCAGCUUGAACUGGAGGAGUGGACAUCCGCGGUGGAAUCCUUCACCCGCUGCGUACAGUUGGAGGAUCAGGAUGCAGAGAGUUGGUCCAACCUCGCCGUCGCACUGCUUAGCCUCCCGAAGCCGGUGGCGGAGGAGAAAGUGGCAUUCGCUCCGCCGACAGAGAAGGAUAAGAACCAGGACCAGGACCAAAAUCAGACCGACCGCGCCCUGUCGCCCGAGAGAAAAGUAGACCCCUACCGCCACGUCCGCGACGCCCUCCGCGCCCUGCGCCGCGCCGCGACGCUCAAGCGCGACGACCCCCGCAUCUGGGACAAUUACCUUACCGUCGCGGCAAGCAUCCCACCCAGCGCGGGAACACCGUGGGCGGAAAUCAUCCAGGCGAUGAGCCGGGUGAUUGAACUGCGCGGCAAAAAGGAAGGAGAAAGCUGUAUCGACCUGGGGAUUCUGAAGGUUCUGACCGAGUAUGUGAUUGAGAAUUGGAAGUAUCCGUCACCGGACGGGGAUGGGGACGGGGAGGAGGCAGAGAAAGCAGAGCGGCCCGAGGCAGAAGGGGCAGAGAAAGCAGAGCAGCCCCAGGCAGAAGCGGGCGUUGAGCACAAGACAACUGGCGACGAGAAGAAUCCACCAGCGGCGCCAGAACGACCAGAACCAGCGUCAGAACCAGCAUCAGCAUCAGCAUCAGCACCAGCGUCAGCGUCAGCGUCAACGACACAACCCCCCAAUUUCAAACUCCCCUACACGCCACGCUCCUUCCUCCACCUAAUCGACAAGCAAGUGACCCCCCUCGCCACGUCCUCACCAAACCUAUACACCCUCCUGAGCCGGAUUUCCCAGUGGCGCAACCGCCCUCACCAAUCCCUCAUGCAAGCCGAGAAAGCCUGGCUUGCGACGCUCAACCCCACGAGCUCCUCCGCCCCUGCCGCAACGGCAGCAGACCAAGACUUCACCAAUAUCUCAGCGAGCCAGUGGACCGAGAUCGUCGACAAGACAAUCUGGAUGAUGCGCCGGUACGCCGACCUGGGCCCGAAACAGAGAGAGCGUACAGGCGGCGAGGUCGAGGGCAAGUGGCGGUUCAAGGCGCGCAGUGCCGCGCGAAGGGUUCUGGGGAGGGCGAAGACGUGGGAGGAGAGUGGUGAGGAGGGGGCCUUGCGGUUGAGGCGGGCCAUGGAGGAGGUGUGA
This is a messenger RNA of Cladophialophora carrionii CBS 160.54, 3261 nucleotides long. RefSeq lists its product as uncharacterized. The record is from RefSeq and is a predicted model, not a curated record. Lineage: Eukaryota; Fungi; Ascomycota; Eurotiomycetes; Chaetothyriales; Herpotrichiellaceae. The transcript has a single exon. Gene Ontology annotation, molecular function: protein binding. Bases 1 to 3261 code for a protein of 1086 amino acids.